AUGGAACUCAUCCAGUGUUUUACAAUUUCUUCUGGAAUUUGUUCCAGCCAAAUUCACCUUUCCUGCCAGAAUGGGAGAGUGCAUCGAGCACUGUCUGUGCUAGGCUGGAUUGCUGGAGAUCUCACCAACUUCACAGGCUGCUAUUUAACAAAUCAGCUGCCAAUCCAGAUUGUCACUGCUGGUUUUUAUGUUAACAUGGAUCUAAUUAUGAUUUCACAAUUUGCCUACCAUAAGCUCAAGAAUCAGAAGGUGACAAAAUGCAACCAUAACCUGAGGAAUUUCUGCAUCUCCUGGGUCGUGGAGUGUGUGGAGCUCUGUGUGGCACUGCUCUGUCAGCUGAGGAACCAGGAGCAGGGCAUGGCAAUCCCAAGAAAUAAUCACGGAUUGAUAUCAGUGUCAGGUGUCAUUUGUGGCUGCAUGUCCUGUGUGUUUUACCUGGGCAGCAGAUUCCCUCAGCUCUGUAAGAACACGAUGAUUUGUGCUAAAACUACUAAAUUCCAAAGAAGGUCCUCAGAAGGCAACUCUUACUUGCUCUUUGCCUUGGCCAUGAUGGGAAACUGCACCUAUGGACUGAGCCUUGCCUUAAAGAUGCCCAAAACCAAAUCCUCCUGAGGCCUCUGCUUUGUUCACCACCUUCCUUGGCUCACUGGCAGCUUUGGAGUCUUUUUUCUUGACAGUUUUAACGUUGUGGGUGGAGCUGGAGAUCCCCUGGGACGCUGGGAGCUCUUUGCUCUGCUCGCUGAGGAGAGGGGGGAGAUGCUGGAUGUGCUGGAUGUGCUGGAUGUGCUGGAUGUGCUGGAUGUGCUGGAUGUCUCCAUGUGCCCUCCCAAGAAGCUGCUCCAGCACGAGGCUUCAGAUCCCGACACGUCCUCUCGGCUGGAACCCUCUUUACAUCCCUCGGAACAGAAUCUGUCGUCGUGA
Messenger RNA from Myiozetetes cayanensis, 921 nucleotides. RefSeq names its product lysosomal amino acid transporter 1 homolog. The record is from RefSeq and is a predicted model, not a curated record. Lineage: Eukaryota; Metazoa; Chordata; Aves; Passeriformes; Tyrannidae.